AUGACUACUAGACUGAAAAAAAUAGUAGAUUACCUGGUUGGCCCUUCUCAGUCAACUUUUAUUGAAGGAAGGAACAUCUUAGACAAUGUGAUUUUGGCUCAUGAAAUUUUCAAAGGCUAUACUCAAAAAUCAGUUUCACCCAGAUGUGUCAUCAAGGUAGAUAUUAGAAAGGCAUAUGAUUCAGUGGAGUGGAGCUUUCUUAGGCAUCUACUUACUGAAUUUGGCUUCCCCCUCAAAAUGGUAAACUGGAUCAUGGAGUGCGUAACAACUGUCAGCUAUUCAUUAUUGAUCAAUGGGGUGCUUACUCCCAAAUUUGCAGCAAAAAAGGGAUUGAGACAAGGGGAUCCUAUGUCUCUUUAUCUCUUUGUACUAGUAAUGGAAUACCUCAACAAAUCUCUGAAACAACUCCAACGAUGGCCAGCCUUCAAGUACCACCCUAAAUGUGCAAAACAAAAAAUUGUUCACGUUUGUUUCGCUGAUGACCUCCUUAUGUGUUGUAGGGCUGAUAAGGAAUCAGUACAACUGAUGAUGCAAUCAUUUGAACAUUUUUUGACAGUAUCAGGUCUCAAGGCAAAUAUGGAAAAGAGUAACUUGUAUAUUGCUGGUUCCACUCCUCAGGUCAGGCAACAAUUACUUGAUGAGUUGCACUUCACAGUAGGAACGCUGCCUUUCAAGUAUUUGGGAGUCCCACUGGCAUCCAGGAAGUUGUCUAUCAACCAGUGCAUGCCGCUAGUUGAAAAUAUGAUCGCAAGAGUAAAGUGCUGGACUUCCAAGCUGCUCUCAUAUUCAGGCAAGUUACAACUCAUAAAAAGUGUAUUAUUUGAAAUUCAAACGUAUUGGAGCCAAGUCUUUCUUCUACCAAAAAUAAUCCACAAAAUGGUCAUAGCUAUCUGCAGAAAUUAUCUUUGGAGUGGAUCAAAUGAAUAUGCCAAAAAAGUUCCAAUUGCUUGGGAGACUUUAUGCCAACCAAAGGCCACUGGUGGACUCAACAUCAUCAAUUUUGGGCUUUGGAAUCAAGCAGCCAUCAGUAAGCUGCUAUGGGCCAUCGCCAAGAAGAAGGACAAGCUAUGGGUGCGCUGGAUACAUAUACACUACAUAAAAAACAGAAAUCUACAGGACAUGGUUACACCAAAGCAGGUCACAUGGCUAGUAAGGAAAAUAUUCGAUGCCAGGAAAUGGAGGCCGAAUCUGGACGAUCUCGACAAAUUUUCAGUAGGAGGCAAAUUCAGCAUUAAACAGGCUUACCAGGAUUCUAUUCCUCAAUACCCAAAAGUCCAAUGGAAAACACUAGUUCUUCUAAAAGGUCUCAUACCCAGACAACAAUUUAUUCUCUGGAUGGCAAUCCAGAAUAGGCUGGCUACAACUAAUAGACUGGCUCAUUGGGGGAUACAAGUCGAUCCAAUCUGCAAGCUAUGUACGAUUGGUGCCACUGAAACCCAUCAGCACCUGUUCUUUGAAUGUUCGUAUUCCAAGUUUAUUUGGCAGACCUUACUACACUGGAUGGAGAUCAAAAGGCAAAUAGGGGACUGGAACACGGAGGUUCAGUGGAUGGCAAAACGAGUGAACAACAAGAACUCUAAGUGGACGAUAUUGAGAUUUGUUUUUACAGCUACUGUCUAUCAUGUUUGGAGAGAAAGAAAUGCUAGACGAUUCCAACAAACAAGCAGGAGUAGUAUGGAUAGAACGAGAGAAAUAGCACUACAACUCCAUAUUGCAGGUCAACGGUAUUGUAAAUGGCAUGACUGCUUAGUUAAGUUAAAUAGUUUUCCAUGUUAG
Messenger RNA from Lycium barbarum (goji berry), 1776 nucleotides. RefSeq lists its product as uncharacterized. The transcript has a single exon. Lineage: Eukaryota; Viridiplantae; Streptophyta; Magnoliopsida; Solanales; Solanaceae. The record is from RefSeq and is a predicted model, not a curated record. Bases 1 to 1776 code for a protein of 591 amino acids.